Molecule: messenger RNA, 743 nt
Organism: Brassica oleracea var. oleracea
Lineage: Eukaryota; Viridiplantae; Streptophyta; Magnoliopsida; Brassicales; Brassicaceae
Product: AIG2-like protein
Exons: 5
Coding region: 108-620 (170 amino acids)
Source: RefSeq, a predicted model, not a curated record
CCGGCUUCGUGUUCCUUUUUAAGAUUUUCUGUCUUCCUGUUAUAAAGUCUGAUCUCUGAUAGAGAGAGAACCAACAGAAGCAAAUAAGAAAAGAAAACAGAGGAAAAAUGAGUAGCUCCGGUGCGCAGCUUCACAAUGUUUUUGUCUAUGGUAGCUUUCAGGAGCCUGACGUCACUUAUGUCAUGCUUGAACGUACUCCUGAAAGUAUCUCUGCCACACUCCCUGGCUUUACGAGGAUGAGGCUUAAAGGAUGUUUGUAUCCAUGUAUUGUGCCGUCUGAGGAAGGAGAAGUCCAUGGAAAGGUAAUAAUGGGGUUAACGGAUGAAGAACUUAGGAACUUAGAUGCAGUUGAGAGUAAUGAAUUUGAGAGAGUGACAGUUGGUGUUGUACGAGAGGACAACUCGGAGAAGAUGCCAGUCAAAACAUAUAUAUGGAUCAAUAAGAAUGAUCCUGAUCUUGAUGGAGAAUGGGAUUUCGAGGAAUGGAAAAGACUACACAAGAAGAAAUUCAUAGAGACGUUCAAAGAAAUCAUGGAAUGGAAGAAGGAUCCUCAGGGAAAGGGACGGGAUACGUUCAGCCAUGCCCUCCGCGAAGAUCAAGUGAAUGCUCAAUCGUCUUGAAUGUAUUGUGUAUGUUGAGUAUGUCCUAUACACCACCUUUGUUUCCAAAUUCCGAAUAAAACAAAUAGGUGUUGUGAAGAUCAGUGAAAAUAUAGUAAUGACAUGGGGUAGUGUAAGAUUUAU